AUGGCUAAUAUAAUUUAUACAAGAGUCAAAGAAAAGAAGUUUGAAGAUAUUUCGACAAUCACAGAGUUUCCAAAAGUAUUUCUGGAUGAGUUACCUGGGUUACCUCUAGAUAAGGAGGUUGAAUUCCAGAUUGAAGAGGAGCAUGAUGUUCAUCUGCGUGUGGUUCUUCAAACGUUGAAAGACAAGAAACUUUAUGCAAAAUUAUCAAAGUAUGAGUUUUUGUUAUCUGAAGUGGCAUUUUUGGGACGUGUGGUUUCUGCCGUGGGUACUCGGGUAGAUCCUCAAAAAGUUAAAGAUGUAUUAGAAUGGGAGAUUCCGAAAAAUGUGUCAGAAGUUCUAAGUUUCUUGGGUCUCGCAGGUUAUUAUCGAAGGUUUACCAAAAACUUUUCAAUGAUAUCUCUGCCUUUAACCAAAUUGUUAAGAAAUGAUGUGCAUUUUGAAUGGACUUCUGUUGUCAGAAGAGCUUUGAAGCGUUAA
Messenger RNA from Hibiscus syriacus, 477 nucleotides. RefSeq lists its product as uncharacterized. The record is from RefSeq and is a predicted model, not a curated record. Bases 1 to 477 code for a protein of 158 amino acids. The transcript is spliced from 2 exons. Lineage: Eukaryota; Viridiplantae; Streptophyta; Magnoliopsida; Malvales; Malvaceae.